Messenger RNA from Pneumocystis jirovecii RU7, 1287 nucleotides. RefSeq names its product methionine aminopeptidase, type II. Gene Ontology annotation, biological process: proteolysis. NCBI's taxonomy places the organism in Eukaryota, Fungi, Ascomycota, Pneumocystomycetes, Pneumocystales, Pneumocystaceae. Gene Ontology annotation, molecular function: metalloaminopeptidase activity. The coding region runs from base 1 to 1287 and encodes 428 amino acids. The record is from RefSeq and is a predicted model, not a curated record. The transcript has 12 exons.
AUGGAUAAUAAAGACCAUUCUCAGGCAGAAACGCUUUUUAGUUCUACUUGUUUGAAUGGAGAUUUAAAAGUAUUAUGUCAAGAUGGAAAAAAUGAUAAAGGAUCUUUUUCUGAAAAUGUUGAUAAUAUUUCAAAGAACUUAUCUGAAGUUUCUGUUACAAAAAAAAAAAGAAAGAAAAAGACGUCUCAGCUACUUAAACAGACUGAUCCCCCAACUGUUGGUAUUACAAAGUUAUUUCCAUCAGGAAUUUACCCUGAGGGAGAGCAGAUGGAUUAUAAAAUUGACAAUCUUUUGCGAACAACUUCGGAAGAAAAGCGGCAUUUGGAGCGUUCUCUUCAAGGUGACUAUAAUGAUCUUCGUAGAGCCGCUGAGGUUCAUCGCCAAGUCCGUUCCUAUGCUCAAAAAGUCAUUAAGCCGGGUAUGACAAUGAUAGAAAUUGCAGAAAUGAUCGAGGAUUGCACUAGGACAUUAGUAGAGGAAGAUGGCUUAAAAGCAGGUAUUGGUUUUCCUACAGGUCUUAGUUUGAACCAUUGUGCUGCUCAUUAUACGCCAAAUGCUGGAGAUAAAACAUGCCUUCAGAAAACGGAUGUUAUGAAAGUGGAUUUUGGUGUUCAUGUAAAUGGGAGAAUUAUUGAUAGUGCGUUUACAAUGGUUUUUGAUGAUAAAUAUGAGAAAUUGCUUGAAGCAGUUAAGGAUUCUACUAAUACAGGGAUUAGAGAAUCAGGUAUUGAUGUAAGACUUUGUGAUAUUGGUGCUGCAAUUCAAGAAGUUAUGGAAAGUUAUGAAAUUGAAUUAGACGGGAAUACAUAUCAGAUUAAACCUAUUAGAAAUUUAAAUGGGCAUAGUAUCACUUUGUAUAAUAUACAUGCAGGGAAAUCAGUUCCUAUUGUUAAAGGUACCGAUCAAACAAAAAUGGAAGAAAAUGAAGUUUUUGCCAUUGAAACAUUCGGAAGUACUGGAAAAGGUUAUGUUAGAGCAGAUGAUGAUUGUUCACAUUAUGCGAAAAAGCCUGAUGUUGGCUAUGUUCCUCUUCGUUUGACACGCUCAAAGCUUCUUUUAGCAACCAUUAACAGGAAUUUCGGAACUCUUCCAUUUUGUAGAAGAUAUUUGGACCGAAUUGGAGAAACAAAAUAUUUACUUUCUUUAAAUAAUCUAGUAAAUGCUGGCAUCGUUGAGGCAUAUCCGCCUUUAGUUGACAUUAAAGGUUGCUAUACGGCUCAGUUUGAGCAUACUAUUCUUUUGAAACCGACAAGAAAAGAAGUUCUUAGUAGGGGGGACGAUUAUUAG